This is a messenger RNA of Phalaenopsis equestris, 3012 nucleotides long. RefSeq names its product pentatricopeptide repeat-containing protein At3g24000, mitochondrial-like. NCBI's taxonomy places the organism in Eukaryota, Viridiplantae, Streptophyta, Magnoliopsida, Asparagales, Orchidaceae. Gene Ontology annotation, molecular function: RNA binding; protein binding; zinc ion binding. The transcript has a single exon. Gene Ontology annotation, biological process: RNA modification. The record is from RefSeq and is a predicted model, not a curated record. The coding region runs from base 94 to 2823 and encodes 909 amino acids.
UUGCUUAUAAGUUUGAAUCCCAUCAUACUUCCAUCCCCUUCCUAUACCACAUGAGUGAACUCGACGCCUUCAGAUCCAAAGGCGCGCUCUUGAAUGAUAAAGCUCUCAUGGGCUCGCUGGAAAUUCCUUUCUCUCUCCCAACUCCUCGUCCCUUUCUCUCAUUUCCACGAAGCCGCCAUCACUGCGCCGCCCGAAGUUUUCCCAUAUCUGGCGAAGAAAUCAUUCCAAGAUCUCACACUCCAUCUAUCAGACGCCAUAAAAUUCUCUUUAAGAUUCUCAGAAUCUCAGAAGACCCAUGCGCGCGUCAUCGUCACUGGUCUCAGCUCCUCUCUCUUCCUCCAGAACACUCUCCUCCACUCCUACUUUCGUUUCGGCGCGAUAGGCGAUGCACGCUGUCUCUUUGAAUCCAUUUUCUUCCCUAAUACGAUUACUAGCAACAUUAUGAUAACGGGUCUCUCCAAGUCAGGCGAGUUGGAAGAUGCCCGUCAGGUUUUCGACGCAAUGUCUGUGACGGAUUCCGCUUCUUGGAAUUCCUUGAUGUCUGGUUAUUUCAGUCAAGGGAAGUUUGAGGAAACUAUAGAAAUUUUUUAUUCUAUGUUUUGCAACGCACUCGAAAAGCUCGACAUUUUCUCUUUGGCUGUUUCCAUGAAAGCUGUGGGCGCUCUUCAGUGCCAUGAAUUCGGUUUACAGCUUCAUGUUUUGGCCAAAAAAUUGGGUUUUGAAAACGCCCCUCAGAUCAAACGGUCGCUUAUUGACAUGAAUGUGAAGUGUGGAGCAGCUGUUAUGGCCGCCAAGAUCUUUGAAAGCAUUCAAAGCCCGGAUAUUUUUUGCUGGAAUAGUAUGAUUCUAUGCUACUUGAAACUGUAUGGAGUAGAAUGUGCACUCAAGGUGUUCAACCGUAUGCCUGAAAGAGAUAUCAUCUCUUGGAACACCAUAAUUUCAAUUCUGUCGCAGCAGGCGCGAUACUGUGAAACAAUUUUCAUGAUCAUAAACAUGCAAACUGAAGGCUACAAGCUUAGUUCAACAACAUAUACAUGCGGCUUAACUGCAUGUGCAAAUCUUCUCCAUUUGGAUUGGGGAAAGCAUUUUCAUGCAAUUAUUUUAAAGUCAGAACCCAUUAUUGAUGUAUUUGCAGGUAGUGCUCUAGUGGACAUGUACGCAAAAUGUGGCCAUUUGGAUGCUGCAAAGAGAAGUUUUGAUUCUCUAUCUUACCAGAAUACUGUUUCAUGGACUUCUCUGAUCGGUGGAUUUGCUCAAUCUGGUAAGGUUGAAAAAGCUGGAGAGCUGUUCAACAAAAUGAGACGAAAACAAGUAUUGUUUGACAAAUUCACUCUAUCAACUACUAUAAGUGCCUGCUACAAUGGAACAGAUCCUGAUUUUCAUUUUGGUUGUCAGCUACAUUGCCUUUGUUUCAAAACUGGAUACAGUCCAUCAACUCCAGUUUCAAAUGCUCUGCUAACAAUGUAUGCUAAAUGUGAAAGAAUUGAAAGUUCUGAAUCAAUAUUUUACUCAAUGGCUUCAAAAGAUGUAGUAUCAUGGACAAGUAUGAUCACUGCAUAUGCUCAAGUUAGCAAAAUUGGCAAAGCUCGAGAAUUUUUCAAUUCUAUGCCAACACGAAAUGUUAUAUCUUGGAAUGCCAUAUUUGGUGCUUAUAUCUUGAAUAAGCAGGAGGAAGAAGCUCUCAAACUAUUUCUUCUGAUGCUGAGGGAGGAUGAAGUGAAACCAGAUUGGGUUACAUUUGUGAGACUUUUGAGCGCUGCUGCUGAUAUAGGAGCUCUAAAGAUUGGCACUCAAAUCAUUGCUCAUGCAAUGAAAUUAGGACUCAAUAAUUCCAACACCUCAGUAUCCAACGGGAUUAUCACAAUGUACUCGAAGAGCGGAAAGAUUGCAGAGGCUCAGCGAGUGUUCGAAUCUAUAACAAACAAGGAUCUGAUUUCAUGGAAUGCGAUGAUUACCGCCUAUGCGCAGCAUGGUCUCGGUUGGGAGGCGGUGAAGACCUUUGAAAAGAUGUUGCUUGAGAAGAUUGAACCUGAUUAUAUAACAUAUGUUGCAGUCCUUUCAGGUUGCAGCUACUCAGGAAUGGUAGCAGAAGGGAAAUCUUACUUUGAAUUGAUGACCAGAAUCCAUGGUGUCAUUCCGGGCACAGAGCAUUUCGCAUGCAUUAUUGAUCUUCUCGGUCGAGCCGGGCUCCUGCAAGAGGCCAAGGAGGUGAUAGAAACUAUGCCUGUCAAACCUACCGCGGAGAUUUGGGGAGCAAUGCUUGGAGCUUGCAAGCUUCAUAACGAUACCGAAUUCGCAGACUAUGCCGCCAAGCAUAUACUUCAGUUGGAUUCCAAGGAUUCUGGGAGCUAUAUUCUGCUGGCGAAGCUGUAUGCUGAUGUGGGGGACUUACAAAACUCUGCAGGAGUGAGGAAACUUAUGAAGGAAAGAGGGAUAAGAAAGAAGCCUGGAUGUAGCUGGAUAGAAGUUGAUAAUAGGAUUCAUGUUUUCGUUGCAGAUGAUUUAAAUCAUCCACAGAUUAUUGAUGUUUUGACAGUGCUUGGAGAUUUGUUUGAGAGGAUCGAAGGUGUUGGGUAUGUGAAUAAAGAUGGUUGUUCCAGAUCAAGUAGAUAUCACAGUGAGAAACUAGCUGUGGCUUUUGGAUUGAUGAGCUUGCCGCCAUGGAUGGAAGUUCAUGUAAUGAAGAACCUCCGGAUUUGUGGGGACUGUCAUACUGUGAUAAAGUUAGUAUCUUUGAUCUUUAGAAGGGAGAUUGUGGUGAGGGAUGCUGUCAGGUUUCAUCACUUUAAGGAGGGGUUUUGCUCUUGCUGUGAAUAUUGGUAGUGGAAGGUAGAUGGGUUUGGUGUUGGGUUACUAUAGCAUUGGGGCAUUUAACAUCAUGUGUUUUUUUUGAAUUUAUAUAUCUAACACCUAAACAUUCAUAUUUAUGUUCAUACCACUCAAUUUUUUAACUUCAAAUAAGAAUUAACCACCCUUAUCAACUUUCUAAUGGUGAAAUGCAACUUUUCAUGC